This is a messenger RNA of Myotis lucifugus (little brown bat), 3867 nucleotides long. It is a transcript of the gene TRIL, whose product is annotated as TLR4 interactor with leucine rich repeats. The record is from RefSeq and is a predicted model, not a curated record. Gene Ontology annotation, molecular function: protein binding. NCBI's taxonomy places the organism in Eukaryota, Metazoa, Chordata, Mammalia, Chiroptera, Vespertilionidae.
AUGGCAGGAUCCCCACCUACCGGUACUGCUGCUGACACGUGGGCCAUGGCGGUGUCGGUCUUUAUGCCAGCUGCCAGCAGGGCGGGGCGGCAAUGGGAGGCUGCCCCCCCCGUGCGCUUUCUGCUCGUGGUUUGCGGCUGCCUCCGGCUCCCCGCCCUGGGCCCAGGCCGUGUGCCCGGGAGCGGCUGCGACUGCCAGCACCCCCAACACCUCCUGUGCACCAACAGGGGGCUCCGCGCCGUGCCCAAGACCAGCUCGCUGCCGAGCCCGCAGGACGUGCUCACCUACAGCCUAGGCGGCAACUUCAUAACCAACAUCACGGCCUUCGACUUCCACCGCCUGGGGCAGCUCAGACGGCUGGACCUGCAGUACAACCAGAUCCGCUCUCUACACCCCAAGACGUUCGAAAAGCUCUCACGACUGGAGGAGCUGUACCUGGGGAACAACCUCCUGCAGGCGCUCGCCCCGGGCACACUGGCCCCGCUGCGCAAACUGCGCAUCCUCUACGCCAACGGGAACGAGAUCAGCCGCCUGAGUCGAGGCUCCUUCGAGGGCCUGGAGAGUCUGGUCAAGCUGCGGCUGGACGGGAACGCCCUGGGGGCGCUGCCGGACGCGGUCUUCGCCCCUUUGGGCAACUUGCUCUACCUACAUCUGGAGUCCAACCGGAUCCGCUUUCUGGGCAAGAACGCCUUUGCCCAGCUGGGCAAGCUGCGCUUUCUCAACCUUUCUGCCAACGAGCUGCAGCCCUCGCUGCGCCAUGCGGCCACCUUCGCCCCGCUGCGCUCCCUCUCCACCCUCAUCCUCUCGGCCAACAGCCUGCAGCACCUGGGGCCCCGCGUCUUCCAGCACCUGCCCCGCCUCGGCCUGCUCUCCCUCAGGGGCAACCAGCUCGCGAACCUCGCACCAGAGGCCUUUUGGGGGCUGGGGGCCCUGCGGGAGCUGCGCCUGGAGAGGAAUCGGUUGAGCCAGCUGCCCGCGGCGCUGCUGGAACCUCUGCACAGCCUGGAGGCGCUGGACCUGAGCGGCAACGAGCUGUCCGCCCUGCACCCCACUACCUUUGCCCACCUGGGCCGGCUGCGCGAACUCAGCCUACGCGACAACGCGCUCAGCGCCCUCUCGGGGGACAUCUUCGCCGCCAGCCCGGCCCUCUACAGGCUGGACCUAGACGGCAACGGCUGGACCUGCGACUGCCGGCUGCGGGGCCUGAAGCGCUGGAUGGGCAACUGGCACUCGCAAGGCCGGCUUCUCACCGUCUUUGUGCAGUGCCGCCACCCCCCGGCCCUGCGGGGCAAGUAUCUGGAUUACCUGGACGACCAGCAACUGCAGAACGGGUCUUGCGCCGAUCCCUCUCCCUCGGUUUCCCCGACCGGCGAUGCCAAGCGGCGGCCCUUUCCCACAGCCACGAGGGAGAAGAUGGCGCCCCCUGCCGGUGGCCUCGCGAAGGAGCUGCCGCCACAACCGCAGCUGCAGCCACAGCAGCGGGAGAGAUUACCGCCCGGGGCGCCCUGGGAUGGGGAGCUCUUGGGCAACCGCAGCGCCCUGAGGCUGAGCCCAUGGGGUCCAGGCCUCCAGCAGCCGGGCCCCUCCGCCGCUGCUGUGGCGGGCCCGGCGCCACACCCCCUGGACCUGCAGGAGAAGCCCCAGGGGGGACGCCCGUCGCCGGCCGAUCCAGCCCACGCGGAGCCCACCCUACCCGGCACGGAAGCCUCUGCGCCGCCGCCCGCCGGCGACCUCUGGCAGCGCGCCGCGCAGCAGCGCCUCUUCCCGCAGCAGCAGGAGAGCGCCGCCCAGGCCGACGGCGGGGCCGUCCUGCCGCCGCUGGUGUCCGACCCGUGCGACUUCAACAAGCUCAUCCUGUGCAACCUGACGGUGGAGGCGGUGGGGGCCGACAGCGCGUCGGUGCGCUGGGCGGUGCGCGAGCACCGCAGCCCCCGGCCGCUGGGCGGCGCACGCUUCCGCCUGCUCUUCGACCGCUUCGGCCAGCAGCCCAAGUUCCACCGCUUCGUCUACCUGCCCGAGCGCAGCGACUCGGCCACGUUGCGCGAGCUGCGCGGGGACACCCCCUAUCUGGUGUGUGUGGAGGGCGUGCUGGGCGGCCGGGUCUGCCCGGUGGCCCCCCGGGACCACUGCGCCGGGCUGGUCACCCUGCCGGAGCCUGGGGGCCGGAGCGGCGUCGACUACCAGCUGCUGACCUUGGCCCUGCUGGCCGUCAACGCGCUGCUCGUGCUGCUGGCCUUGGCGGCCUGGGCGUCGCGCUGGCUGCGCAGAAAGCUGCGGGCCAGGAGAAAGGGCGGGGCCCCCGUCCACGUUCGCCACAUGUACUCCACCCGGCGGCCCCUGCGCUCCAUGGGCACCGGCGUGUCCGCCGACUUCUCCGGGUUCCAGUCGCACCGGCCGCGCACCACCGUGUGCGCGCUCAGCGAGGCGGACCUCAUCGAGUUCCCCUGCGACCGCUUCAUGGACAGCGCGGGCAGCGGCGCGGGCGGCAGCCUGAGGCGGGAGGACCAUCUCCUGCAGCGAUUUGCCGACUAGAUCCAGGGCCUCCAGGUUGUGGAGACCAUCUCAUUGGCCUUGAGGAGCCCUCUCUCUUUGGCGCCCUUCAACCCACCUCAGGGGAAGAUCUCAUUCCAUCAGACCGUCUCCUUUUGUGCAUUUGGCCAGAGAGGCCAAAGAGGCCAAUUCAGCACUGCUCCCCUGCCCCCCAAUUCCCAAUACUCAUAAAAUAAAUGGGUGGUACUUGGUGGUCAAGACCAAGAGUAGGGGACGCAUGGAUAGUGGGGUACAGAGGUGGGAGGCCCUCUUUACACGGAGACCGUGGCGCAGCUAUGAGACUGGUUUUGGUGGCAUGGCAGUACAAUAGUCUCACCCCCUUGGGGGUAGGAAAGGGGGCUUGUGCCCCCAGCAUGGCCAGAUUUGGAGAUUUGGAGACUAAAUACUUUUUUACUUGUUCAGUGUCAGAAAGAGGUGUUUUGUGUUCUAUUUAAGAAAAAAGGAACUUAUUACCAUGACAAAGGAGGCUUGGCAGGACCACCACUGGUCUGGAGGUUUGUGCCAAGAAGGAUGGUGUCAGCAGGUGGUAAAGUUUAACACACUCACCCAGGGGGAACUCCUUGAUGGUGGAUAACUUGACCUUUAAAUAAUCAGAGACGCUACUUUUUUUUUUUUCAACAAUGUGAAGAGCUCUGACAUUUAACAAACUGACAAACUCAAGGACUAUUUUAGAUGAGCCAGGUGGCUCAACAGUUUUCUUUUUUUUAACGUGAACAUCACAAGAAGGUUCGCUGACCUUGGGGUUAACUGAGAUGACACACUUUCUCUGGAGAAGGCUGCGUCCAAGACUUCUCCGUCAGGGUUGCUCCUGUGGCUUUUUUAAUUUUAUUUUUUUAAACCCAUAGAUGGGAGAGGAAAUGUCAAUGCCAGACUUGAUCAACGAAUGUAAUGCGUAGGUCACAGGUGGCCCCGUAGGGAAGGCCAGUGUUCUAGUUUGCUUACCACAUCGCUGACAGUGUGUGUGGGUUGGGGAAAAUGCCAUGUGCUACUUCUCAUGUUUUUAUCCAUGACAUGCAAUUGACCGUGUCCUACUGGCCCUGAGUUGCACAGUUAAGUGUUAAAGGACAUUUCCUAAUAGGGGAGCAAAAGGUGAUUGUGUAUGUUUGGUCGCAUUAAUGUCUUACUCUACGGGAAAUAGUAGAAGGGAAGAAAUUAUUGGGAAAAUGUGAAAAAAAUGGACAUCGGUGGUGGUUUUUCUACGAAAACCAGAAGAUUGUUACGAGUACUUAAACCUCACUGUGAAAUAAUUCUUUUUGCAAGUUAGUCCCUCCAUGACCCUGUGUUUUACUGUGUUAUUAAAUCUUAUCUUGUAGUUGA